AUCCGACAUCUCGCAAACAUCCCGCAGGCUGCUGCGCGUCCGACGAUGACCGACCGCGGCGUCGACCUGGCCGCUCUGCCUAAAGAGGUCCGGGACCAGCUGGCGGAGCUGGACCUGGAGCUGUCCGAAGGUGACAUUACACAGAAGGGCUAUGAGAAGAAAAGGACCAAACUCCUGGCUCCCUACAUCAUCCACACUCCAGCAGUGGAGCCGCCCCCUAAGAAUGACGUGCUGCCGCCCCCUACCAGCUCCUCCUCCAGCCACGGCCCUCCCCCCAGCUCAUCACGCUACCGAGAACGUCGAUCCCGCAGAACACAUCGCGGUGGAGGAACCAGGGAUGACCGUUACAGAUCAGAUAUCCAUACUGAGGCAGUACAAGCUGCCCUGGCUAAACACAAGGAGGAGAAGAUGGCACUGCCCAUGCCCACCAAGCGUCGCUCCACUUAUGUCCAGUCUCCUAUUAAUACCCGUACACCUCCAGACUCUUCGUCAGGCUCUGAAGAUGAGACAUCUGUGCGCCGGCAGUCAUCAGUGGUCGCCCCCACACACUUGGUCAGUCCCAACCUGCAGAGCCCAGAAUCUUGGAUCAACCGCACCGUCCAGGGCUCCUCCACCUCCUCCUCAGCCUCCUCCACCCUGUCCCACGGAGAGGCCAAACCGCAGCCUCAGAGCCAAGCUCAGCCUCAGCCCCAGUACAAACCGCAGUACCAACCUCUGUAUCAGCCUCACUACCAACACCAACCUCAGCCUCAGCACCCGCCUCAGCACCCGCCCCAGCACCCGCCCCAGCACCCGCCUCAGCACCCGCCUCAGCACCCGCCUCAGCACCCGCCUCAGCACCCGCCCCACACCGCAGCUGUGACAAACAUGUUGGCUCAGAGUCGCAUUGCCCCGUCAGAGAACAGCCACCCCCCUCCAGAUGUUACAGCUGUGGCUCCUCCAGCCGGAGGCCCACGUGUGGACCUGACCUCGAACGCAGUGGUCCGGGGUAUGAGCCGUGGGCAGAGCCGAUCGAGCAUGAUGGAGACUGCUGAUGUAGGAAGAGGUAAUAUCCAGAGGGUUCCUGUGAACAGCCGAGUGUCCACGAAGAUCCAGCAGCUUCUCAACACCCUGAAGAGGCCUAAGAGGCCCCCGCUCAGUGAGUUCUUCACUGACGACUCAGAGGAGAUAGUAGAAGUGCCCCAGCCAGACCCAAACACACCGAAGCCGGAGGGCCGUCAGAUCAUGCCAGUGAAAGGAGAGCCUUUGGGAGUGGUCAGUAACUGGCCCCCAGCGCUGCAGGCAGCAUUGGCCCGGUGGGGGUCAACUCAGGGGAAGAGCCCCGCCCUCACUGCUCUUGACAUCACAGGCAGACCACUCUAUACACUGACUUAUGGGAAGCUGUGGAGCCGCAGUGUGAAGCUGGCGUACACCCUCCUCAACAGGCUUGGCACCAAGAAUGAGCAAAUCCUCAAACCAGGAGACAGAGUGGCGUUGGUCUUCCCUAACAGUGACCCUGGGAUGUUCUGGGUGGCCUUCUACGGCUGCCUCCUGGCUGAACUCAUUCCUGUACCUAUCGAGGUGCCACUUUCUCGCAAGGAUGCAGGUAUCAGCCAGGUGGGGUUUCUGCUGGGGAGCUGUGGUGUCGGUCUGGCCCUGACCAGUGAGAUCUGUUUGAAGGGUCUGCCCAAGACACCCACAGGGGAAAUCAUGCAAUAUAAAGGCUGGCCUCGACUAAAGUGGGUAGUUACAGACUCAAAAUACCUGACCAAACCCUCCAAAGACUGGCAGCCUCACAUCCCCACCGCCAACACUGACCCUGCAUAUAUAGAGUACAAGGCGAAUAAAGAAGGCACAGUGGUGGGUGUGGCCGUGUCUAAAGUAGCCAUGUUGACCCACUGCCAAGCACUGACCCAGGCCUGUAACUACUGUGAGGGGGAAACUUUGGUUAAUGUCCUGGACUUUAAAAAGGACAUGGGCCUGUGGCACGGUGUUCUCACGGGUGUGAUGAACAGGAUCCACACUAUUAGUGUCCCCUAUGCAGUAAUGAAGGCUUGUCCUCUCUCCUGGGUACAGAGGGUCCACAUCCACAAAGCUCGUAUAGCUUUGGUGAAGUGCCGUGAUCUACACUGGGCCAUGAUGGCCCAUCGGGACCAGAGAGAAACAAGCCUUGCCUCGUUACGUAUGCUCAUUGUUGCUGAUGGUGCUAACCCCUGGUCAGUGUCUUCCUGUGAUGCCUUCCUGAAUGUGUUUCAAUCCCACGGGCUGAAGCCUGAGGUCAUCUGUCCCUGUGCCACCUCCCCUGAGGCCAUGACAGUGGCUCUACGCAGACCAGGAGUACCGGGAACACCCCUCCCCGCCCGUGCCAUUCUUUCCAUGGGCGGCCUGAGCCACGGUGUCAUCAGGGUCAACACAGAGGACAAGAACUCCGCCCUGACUGUGCAAGAUGUGGGGCAUGUCAUGCCUGGAGCUCUGAUGUGCAUUGUGAAGCCUGACGGGCCUCCUCAGCUGUGUAAGACAGAUGAGAUAGGAGAGAUAAUAAUCAACUCUCGUGCUGGAGGUACCAUGUACUACGGCCUGCCUGGACUCACAAAAAACACCUUUGAGGUGAUACCGGUGAACAGUAACGGAGUUCCCAUUGGAGAGAUUCCAUUUGUGCGGUCAGGACUCCUGGGCUUCGUUGGCCCAGGCAGUCUCAUCUUUGUGGUGGGGAAAAUCGAGGGUCUGCUGAUGGUUUGCGGACGGAGACACAAUGCUGACGACUUGGUGGCCACCGCUCUCGCCGUGGAGCCAGUCAAGACUGUGUACCGUGGGAGGAUCGCUGUGUUUUCAGUCACAGUGUUCUAUGAUGAGAGGGUAGUGAUUGUGGCAGAGCAGAGGCCCGAUGCCAGCGAGGAGGACAGCUUCCAGUGGAUGAGUCGAGUGCUUCAGGCCAUCGACAGCAUCCACCAAGUGGGCCUCUACUGUCUGGCUUUGGUACCGGCCAACACUUUACCUAAAACCCCCCUGGGUGGCAUCCACAUCUCUGACACCAAGCAGUUCUUCUUAGACGGCAACCUGCACCCCUGCAACAUCCUCAUGUGUCCCCAUACAUGUGUCACCAACCUCCCCAAGCCCCGCCAGAAGCAGCCAGUUGGUGUAGGUCCUGCAUCCGUCAUGGUGGGCAACCUGGUGGCGGGGAAAAGGAUUGCCCAGGCUGCAGGCAGGGACCUCGGCAUGAUCGAUGACCAGGAUCUUGUCCGUAAGCUCUGUAUGUGGCCCACGGUGAUGCAUCAGUAUUUGACAGAGGCUCUACAGUGGCGGGCACAGACAGACCCAGACCAUGUCCUCUAUGUUCUGCUCAAUGCUAAGGGUGUAACAGUGGGCACAGCGUCCUGUGUCCAGCUUCAUAAGCGAGCUGAGAAGAUAGCCGCAGCGCUCACAGAGAAAGGCAGCAUCAACACCGGGGAGAACGUGGUGCUGCUCUAUCCUCCUGGCAUUGAUUUGAUAGCUGCCUUCUACGGCUGUCUCUACGCCGGGUGUGUUCCCGUAAACGUCAGACCUCCACACCCACAGAACCUUGCAGCCACGCUGCCUACUGUUCGCAUGAUUAUUGAUGUGAGUAAAGCUGCAUGUAUCCUCACCACUCAAAACCUCAUGAGGAUUCUUCGCUCCAAGGAUGCUGCUGCUUCUGUAAACAUUAAAACGUGGCCAAUAAUCAUCGACACAGAUGACCUUCCUCGCCGUCGGCCCCCACAGAUCUACAAGCCGCCCACAGCAGAGAUGAUAGCGUAUCUGGACUUCAGUGUGUCCACUACAGGCAUGCUCACUGGAGUCAAGAUCUCUCAUGCGGCAGUCAGUGCACUUUGUCGCUCUGUAAAGCUGCAGUGUGAACUGUACUCCUCUCGCCAAAUAGCCAUCUGCCUGGACCCUUACUGUGGUCUGGGUUUUGUCUUGUGGUGCCUUGCAAGUGUUUACUCAGGUCACCAGUCCAUCCUGAUUCCUCCCUUUGAGUUGGAGGGCUGCUUGUCACUGUGGCUGAGCACGCUGAGUCAGUACCGCAUCAGAGACACCUUCUGCUCCUACUCGGUCAUGGAGCUCUGCACUAAAGGCCUGGGCACUCAGACUGAGUUACUCAAGGCUCGUGGUGUGAACCUGUCAUGCGUGCGGAGCUGUGUGGUGAUAGCAGAGGAACGCCCUCGCCUCGCCCUCACACACUCCUUCUCCAAGCUGUUUAAGGACGUGGGGCUGUCGUCCAGAGCUGUCAGCACUGCUUUCGGCUCCAGGGUGAAUCUGGCCAUCUGCCUGCAGGGCACGACUGGUCCUGAUCCCUGUACCGUGUAUGUGGACAUGAAGUCCCUCCGCCAUGACAGGGUAAGGCUGGUGGAGAGAGGAGCACCUCAAAGUCUUCCGCUAAUGGAGUCUGGCAAGAUACUGCCGGGUGUGCGGGUGAUAAUCGUAAAUCCAGAAACCAGAGGCCCACUUGGUGAUUCUCAUCUAGGAGAGAUCUGGGUGAACAGCCCUCACACUGCCAGUGGCUACUACACCAUCUACGGAGAGGAGAGUCUUCAGGCCGACCACUUCAACACUAAACUCAGCUUUGGAGAUCCUCAGACCUUGUGGGCCAGAACUGGAUACUUGGGUUUUGUGAAGAGGACUGAGCUGUUGGAUGCCAGUGGAGAUCGGCACGAUGCUCUAUUUGUGGUGGGGUCACUGGAUGAGACCUUGGAGCUCCGAGGGCUGCGUUACCACCCCAUUGACAUUGAAACCUCAGUGUCUCGGGCUCACCGCAGUAUUGCUGAGAGUGCUGUGUUUACAUGGACCAACCUGCUGGUGGUGGUGUCGGAGCUGUGUGGUUCAGAGCAGGAUGCACUGGACCUGGUGCCUCUGAUAACCAAUGUGGUGCUUGAGGAGCACCACCUCAUCGUGGGCGUAGUGGUGAUUGUUGAUCCCGGGGUUAUACCAAUCAACUCCAGGGGAGAGAAGCAGCGCAUGCACCUGCGUGACUCUUUCCUCGCUGACCAACUGGAUCCCAUCUACGUCGCUUACAACAUGUGAUGGGCUUGUUUAGCCAUCAUCCACAGUCUGGAUGCUUCCUCAUCCAAACGUUUGACUCCUGGCUUGGCAGAUGAUGAGAAGCAAAAGCAUGAAUCACACAUUCUGCCACCCAGCCCUUUGUGACACCAGCAUACUGUAUCUUGGCCACUGCAUGUGUGUGAUUGGAUCGGCCAUGUUUGCAGUUGUUCACUGUGUUUUAUAGAUAGAUUUUUGCAAAUGGGAUGAAGCAACAUUCAUUGCAUAUGUCAAAGCGAAGUCCCUGUUGCACUUUUUGGGGGGGAUAAGGGGCAAAACACUUACAGGACCACUUUUAAUAUAGAUACUAUAUUAAUGUCUUUGUGAAAAUCCAUCUUCUUAUUCUGUACUCACCAGAAACUAAGUAAAACACUUUCCCCUUUGUGUCUAUACAGAUUCCAAGAGCUACUAAACUUAAAUAAUAUUUAAAAUAUUUUUACAUGCAGCUUUCAAAAUAACACACACAAUGCAUUGUCAUUUACACUAACAGAUGAAUAAAAGAGGGCACAGGAAAGCAAACUUUGAAACAAGUAGCUGGUCUCGGUGUGUGUACAUAAUUUAGAACAGUUAUUUUGUCCCAUGAUAAUGAAGCCAAAUAGAUUUUCUUCAUAUAUUUCCUGCCUUAUAUAACUUCAGUCAUACAUUCCUAUAGCUGUUUAUUCUCCUUUGGUUGUGACUAGUAAUGGAAAUCCUGACAGACAUCCAAAGGGAUCAAGUAAAAAGAGGAAAGAGGCCAUAUUCUGUACUGUAUCUAAAGGCCUCGUUGUAUUUUAGAUACUGUAUGUUACUGUAUAGAUAUUUUUAAUUGUAUAAAUGUAUAAAUAGUUGAUUCGUCUAAUUUUAGUUGAUGGUUUCUGGACAGGGCGAUAAUAAUAGUAGCAGAGAGCAGAUUGUAAAUAAGAUUUGACUGUACUUUUGAAGUGGAAUAUUAGUUGUAUAAUUGAGAUCAAUAACUUUAAAGAAUUGUUAGUCAAGUUAGAUAAAACAUUGCACUUUGUCAAAAAAAAGUGUCUAUUUUACUAUAACAAUGAGGCAUUAUAACUAAUGGUUCAGGAGCAUAUAUUCUUCAGAUGUAUCUUGCUUAGGGGGGAUCGAGGGAGAGUUUAUCAGGAGGGUGAACUAAUGCCAGGCACUUUUUCUGUCGGCCACCAAAAAAAAUGGUGUGAGGAGAAAGGUAAAACUGAUUUCAUGACUGUUUUUUAGGCUACGAGGUUUUUUUGUAAAACAUAAAAAAACAGUCCCACAACUGUUCAUCUUAUAUCCAUUGCCAAUGUACGUUGUAUUGCUUAAGAUUCACACUCCUCUGAGUUUUGUACUGUACAAUAGAGCAAAUGCUUGAGAGUUUGGCCCUUUCCUUUUCCUCUCUGCACUCAAAGUUCAUUUGAACUGUGUUUUGUGUUUGUGCAACUUUGUAAAAUAUAUUGCUUUGAAUUCCAAGAGGAUUUGUUGUUUGUACUGUGAGUCCGUAGUCAGUAGAGGACGCGAUCAUGUAUCUGAAUUAUUCAUUCACUGGAUUUUAAAGCACUUGUAAAUGCAGUUGCAAAGCUGAGCCACCUCUGAAACAUCUGCAAUUGGCAAGUAAAGUAAUUAUAUGAAAAAUAUAUGGGUAAAUAAUGUUUGGAUCAAUAUGUAUUUGGUGUCCUGCAAUCUUUUGCUUUCCUUGUACUCCUUGCCAUAAUUUAUAGGUUCCUUGUUCAGUGAUGAACCCUUAAUGUCAACAUGUAAAUAGUGUUUGUUAUUUUCAGACUUUUGUAGAUGUCCCAUUACAACAUUACAUCACGCCAAACACAACAUUAGAAAGAUAUUUAAUUAUUUCAAGGUAAACAGGAAUAUGAAACAUUGAAUUACAGCACUUUGCACUGGUGGUACAGACAGUAGGUUUCUACUGUUUGGACUUGAGAUUUGAGUGAUUGAUUUUACCCCAUUUCACGUUUUGAAAUUUUAUUACUUUUUGAAAUAUUAUGUUUUAAAUUUGAUUUUGCCCAGUAAGUCAACCUUGAAAAAAAGACUAACAGCACUUCACCUUAGCUUUAACAUUGCAUUCUACGUUUGCAGCAGAAUGUUUGCAUGACUCAGCCAAGCACAGGAAGAAAUCAGCUUGAGACACAUCUCCUCCCAGGGCACAAGUGGGGGAGAUAUAUGCAUUCAUGUGUAUUCAGGGAAUAAAACUUGUGACACAGGGAUGGACCAGGUGGUCCCUUGGUGCAAUCUGUGAAUACUACCCAUAAAAUGUAGAUUUUUGUCCCCAAAAAAUCCUUUUAAUCCUUGCAAAUUAUUUCAAACCUAAUGAACAAAGGAAGGGGUUAGUGAAAACCAGUGUCGCUCUACCAUCUACCUGCUUCGCUGGGAAGUCUACUGGGGCUUCCUUUACCACUCUUGAACUCUGUCAGAGUUCUUACACACUAUGCAAUCCCAAAGACAGUGCAAUUUCAGUUCAAAGCUUGCACAUUCUGGUGAAAUAUACAUAGUUAUACAUUUUGUAAUAACAAAGAACAGAGGACUGAUGGAGGUUACUUAAGACUGUGUUCAUCUCUCUUCAAUUCUAUCAAUAUUUUAUGUCUGCACUCUUGUUAUGUUGUAUAUUGAUGAUUUGUUCAAUUCUAAACUGCUCCAUUUGGGUGUUAUCCAAUGGUGAAUUGUUCAUGCUAGGAAGGUGUUUUAACUCUUAAAGUUAACACAGAUGGUACACCCCUUCCCAUUUGUCUCACUUAUUUUCUAUUUUGGAUUGUUGUACUUUGUUUUAUACUUUAUGUAAAAGUAAUAAUGAAUAAAGAAAAACAUGUAAUCA
Molecule: messenger RNA, 7819 nt
Organism: Scophthalmus maximus (turbot)
Lineage: Eukaryota; Metazoa; Chordata; Actinopteri; Pleuronectiformes; Scophthalmidae
Gene: dip2bb
Product: disco-interacting protein 2 homolog Bb
Exons: 40
Coding region: 46-5016 (1656 amino acids)
Source: RefSeq, a predicted model, not a curated record